AUGAAACCCUUAAGAGACUUGGUGAUUUACCACAUAAUGAUCAGCCUGUUGGCCUCAGCACAUUUGCAAAUUUUGCCAAGCCAUUUAUUCAUUCCAAAAUUGCCAAAAUUGCUGAGAGAGCUGUAUUCUCCUAAUUCAAAAAGUGAAGAUAUUGAUAGGGUUUAUCAGAACAAAAUUUCUGAGGCAGACAAAGAUUUCAUCGAGAGAAGCACCAGGGCACAAGCUAACUCUUUAGCAUGGCAUGACAUGAGGGUUGGCCGCAUCACAGCAUCAAUUGCACAUAGUGUGCUGCAUACCAGUAUGGAAAAACCCUCAAAAUCUCUCAUCUUGAAAAUAUGCACACAAGGUCCAGAAAUAAAUACCCCUGCCAUUUUAUGGGGUACAAACAAUGAAGAAAAUGCAUUCCAGGCCUUAACUAAGAAAUUGAUGAAAAGUCAUCAAAACUUAAAAACAAGGAAAACAGGAUUGAGACUCCAUCCUGAAUUUGAUUUCAUUGGAGCCUCUGCAGAUGGUCUGGGAACAUGCGAUUGCCAUGGAGAUUUUUUGAUAGAGAUCAAAUGUCCUUUCAAGCACAAGGAAAAGCCAACAAUCAUCUCUUGCGUCACAUAUAUAUCUUUUUGUAUUGGUGAUGACCUGAAUCUCAAAGAAAAUCAUCCUUACAUGGCACAAGUGCAACUGCAAAUGAAUGUGUAUGGAAUCAAGCAUUCGUACUUUACAGUCUGGAAUCCUCAAUUCUGCUUUUUUACACAAGUUGAGUAUGAUAAGGAGUUUGAUCACCGUUUACAAACAUUGGUGGCAUUUCACAAACGUCACAUCGCACCAGAGCUGGUUACAAGAAAACUGGAGCUACAAAUUGAUGAAACAGAGCACAAGAAAAAUACAAAUGAAUUAUUUUGUGUCUGCCAACAACCUGAAUGCGAGGGAGAUGAAAUGAUAGGGUGUGACAACCCAUCUUGCAAAUACAAGUGGUUUCACUUUACCUGCAUAAAACUAAAUAGAGCUCCAAAGGGGGGUUGGUAUUGCAAAUUUUGUAAGAAAACAACAGAAACAGAAAGCAGAAACAAAAUAAGAUGCCAACUUCAAAUCUGUUUAUUAAUAUAUGUAUAUAACAUGAUUAGCUUUUCAAACAGAGGCCAGUAAAAUCAGUUGAGUUUCAAGAAUUAGGUCAAUUAACAUUUUUUUUCUCAUUUCUUUUCUUCUUUGUAGACAAUGCUUGGCAUUAGGUUUGUUAGGGAUGCUCAGACAGUUACCAAUUUCUCAAUGUUUGGAGUUUCACCUUUGACUUCAUUUGAUUGACUCUUUACUAGAUUAAUUGGGAGAGAUCCUUGUGAGAGAAUUCCAAAUCGCUUUUUCAUAUUACCAAUCACUCUCUCUACAUGAAUACGCACAUUUGCAAUUUUUCUUGUUGUUUCCACUUCCUUGGCACUUAAUUGUUUUUUUUCCUUUUGUGAAAGCUGGAAUUAUAAGUUCAGCACUACAUAGAGCAGCAAAGUCAUCUUCUAGAGUAAAACCCCUAUCUGCCAAUAUCUGAUCCCGAGGGUGGUGGUAGUUUGAGCUUAUAAACCCAGAAUCACGUACAAUUUGAUUGUCUGUGCUUCUGCCACCCCAUGCAGGAGAUAAAAAUGUGAUUGCUCCUAGUGGAUUGGUACAUAUCAAAAAUUUUACUGUACUAUGCUUCUUGUAAUUGGAGUAAACUUGGGCUCUUGCUUUGAGAUUAGUUGGACGCUCAACAAAUAUUUCAAAGCAAUCAAUGAUGGAUGUUAGUCGUGGAAAAUUUGCCUUGAAAACUGGAGGAAUAGUUUGACGUAUAUUCUCUCUAUCUGGCCAAUGUAU
Messenger RNA from Nematostella vectensis (starlet sea anemone), 1833 nucleotides. RefSeq lists its product as uncharacterized. The coding region runs from base 1 to 1140 and encodes 379 amino acids. The transcript has a single exon. The record is from RefSeq and is a predicted model, not a curated record. NCBI's taxonomy places the organism in Eukaryota, Metazoa, Cnidaria, Anthozoa, Actiniaria, Edwardsiidae.